AUGCGUUCCAACACCCUCGUCAGCAUCUUAUCCGCGGCAGCGGCCGUCGUCGCCUCCUCCGACCAACAUCCUCUCACCAGCCCCUCAGCUUCCUCCUUCACUUGCGAUCUCCCGCCCCCGAUCUCACCCUCCGACGGUCUUCCUUCCGCAAAGGAGCUCUUCACCUCCGAAGCCGCCAUCCUCAAGCAAGUCUCCCGCCAUGCAGCUCUCGUCCGCGUCCCGUCAAUCUGCUACGACGAUCUCGGCGACUUUGACACCGACCCGCGCUGGAAAGUGUUCUACGAACUCCACGAUGUCAUGCGCAAGACCUACCCAGCGGUCCACGCGCGCUCCGAACUCGUCAAAGUAAACACUUUCGGCCUCGUCUAUACCAUCCCGGGCUCCUCUCCUGACCUCAAGCCUCUCCUCCUCGCCGCCCACCAGGACGUCGUCCCCGUCGCCGACGCCUCGACAUGGACCUAUCCCCCGUUCGCCGCGCACUUUGACGGCGAGUGGAUGUGGGGCCGCGGCGUCUCAGACGACAAGAACUCCUUCACAGCCCUCCUCUCGGCGCUCGAAACCCUCCUUGCGAACCCGGACUGGGUCCCUAAGCGCACAAUCAUCCUCGCCUCGGGCUUCGACGAGGAGUGCUCCGGCCAGCGCGGUGCAGGCCACAUUGCCAAGCACCUCGAGCAGAAAUGGGGCAACAACAGCAUGGCGCUGAUCCUCGACGAGGGCGGCAUGGGCCUGCAGCAGCUCGACUCCAAGACGCUCUACGCCCUCCCCGCCGUCAUGGAAAAGGGCCACGUCGACAUCUGGCUCGAGCUGCACGUCACCGGCGGCCACUCCUCGGUUCCCUUCCCGCACACAGGCAUCGGCAUCGUCUCGGAGAUGGUCGUCGCGCUCGAGGCGCACCCGUACUCUCCCGAGCUGACGACAAAGUCGCCGCUGUACGAGCACAUGGUCUGCCAGGCGCGGUACUCCCCCGACGCGCAGCCCGAGAUCACGAAGCUCCUCCAAGAGGGUGAUCUGCAGGCGCUUGCGGAGACGUUGGUUGAGAUCGACCGCCCGACGCACUACCGCCUGCAGACCUCGCAGAGCGUGGACUACUUCCAGGCCGGGCAGAAGAUCAACGCCAUGCCGGAGGUUGUCAAGGUUGGCGUGAACUACCGCGUCGCGCCGCAGAACAGCAUCCCUGAGAUCCAGCACAACGUCGUCUCGUACAUUUCCGGGAUUGCGGAGAAGUACGGCGUCAAGAUUGUGGCGUUCGAGGGCGACGAGGGGUACGAGAAGUACGCUGCUGCACAGAAGAGAGAUCUUGCGGGCUCCGUUGGUAUGGAGAAUGGUGGUGUGGAGGUUAAGUACGAGGUCGACUACAACGGCACCUUGGUCCUGAGCUCCUCGCAGAAGACGCUCGUGGCGCCGGUGUCGCCAACCAAGGGCCCGAUUUGGGAUUUGUUCUCGGGAACGCUGCAGAGCUCGUUUGCGUUUGAUGGGGGCAAGGUUGUGCCGGUAGGGGAGCUGAUGACUGGUAACACUGAUACGAGACAUUAUCUGAACCUGACGCCUAAUGUGUACCGCUUCGUGCCCAUUCGCAACGGGGCUACGGUGAAUGCGCAUACGAUUGAUGAGAGGAUCCAGAUUUCUGCGCACAUGGAGAUUUUGAGGUUUUAUUAUGAUUUGAUCCGCAACUUUGAUGCUGCAGAGGUUUAA
This is a messenger RNA of Colletotrichum chrysophilum, 1692 nucleotides long. RefSeq lists its product as uncharacterized. Gene Ontology annotation, molecular function: metallocarboxypeptidase activity. Gene Ontology annotation, cellular component: fungal-type vacuole lumen. NCBI's taxonomy places the organism in Eukaryota, Fungi, Ascomycota, Sordariomycetes, Glomerellales, Glomerellaceae. The coding region runs from base 1 to 1692 and encodes 563 amino acids. The transcript has 2 exons. The record is from RefSeq and is a predicted model, not a curated record.